AUGUCGUACGCAUACGCUUCCUUCCAGGCUCAGUCACGAUCAUUACUCAACGCUCGUUUCCGUUACGAAGCCGCGAGGUCCUUCGACCUGGAUGAUGAUCUAGAAUUCUGCCCGGCGCUGUUAUCGGAAGAAGAGUUGCAAUCCGUUCACUCCGGAUCUGAUCGCUCGUCGCUAUCGAGCGGAUCUCCAAAUGGCUCUCCGUUACAGCAUCAGAUUCAGCCAUCUUCCGCUUCAUCCUCCUACUCCUUCUCCUCCCACUCUUCCUUUGGCGGUCCGAUCAACUACCAUCACCACCACCACCAUCAGCAGAAGUCUCAACAGUCUUCUCAGAGGAUUCGCAAUGCCAUCCCCAUCGUUAAUCCCAAUACUGGCAUGCGAGUCUCCAGCCCACCAAACAUGAUCCCUCACCCCACACAACGACCUCAUCACCACACCAACUCCUCCCGCCGAUGGUAG
This is a messenger RNA of Orbilia oligospora ATCC 24927, 456 nucleotides long. RefSeq lists its product as uncharacterized. Lineage: Eukaryota; Fungi; Ascomycota; Orbiliomycetes; Orbiliales; Orbiliaceae. The record is from RefSeq and is a predicted model, not a curated record. The transcript is spliced from 3 exons. Bases 1 to 456 code for a protein of 151 amino acids.